ACUUGUUAUGCCAGUAGACAGUAAUCUCGUGAAACGUAUAUAUUAUAGUUGCCACUUAUAUGCACACAGCACGACGGAGAUACCUACUUUCUAUUUUUUGUUCUUACCACUAAACGUAUUCGUAUAAUAUUAUUAUUAUAACACACAUUGAUACGUUGUUAUAAUAUAAUACGUCGCUAAGAAUCGACAAAAAUAUUAUUUUUUAUUUUAAUAUAUUUUACAAUAACUAUUUACCUAUACGAUAUACUUCCAAACGCCGCAUCAUGACGUCCUAUAAAUUGACGUAUUUCAACCUGACAGCUCGAGCCGAACAGAUCCGAUUCCUCUUGUCGUAUCUAAACAUCGAUUUUGAAGAAGUUCGAAUUGAAUUCGAACAAUGGCCAACGAUCAAAUCUACUAUGCCGUUCGGCCAAGUGCCAGUUUUGGAAAUCGAUGGAAAAGUAGUUAAUCAGUCCGUAGCCAUUUGUCGGUAUUUGGCGAAAAAAGCCGGUCUGGCUGGUGGUGACGAAUGGGAAUCAUUAUUAAUCGACAUUGCAGUCGAUAACAUUUACGAGAUAAGACAAGAGAUCAUGAAGUAUCAUCACGAACGUAACGAGGAAAUCAAAUCGAAAUUGCGUGACACUAUUGUAAAUGAUUCAAUUCCAUUCUAUUUUGACAGAUUUGAAAAGAUUGUUUCUGAAAACGGCGGUUACUUUGUAAAUGGAAAGUUGUCUUGGCCUGACUUAUACUUUGUAUCAAUUUUGGAUCACUUAAAAUCUAUAAUCAAUGUCGACCUGGUUGAUGGCCGUCCACAUCUAACAGCUCUUAAACACAAAGUUUUGGAUAUUCCUCAAAUAAAAUCAUGGAUCGCUAAACGACCAAAAAGUUUACUAUGAAAAUAUUCAUAUUAUUUUUUGUAAACGAAAAUACCUAUUAUAGGCUAUAGCAGAUAUCAAUUAUAAGUAAUUAAUUAUAAAUACUAUAAUUUGGUUACAUUUAUACGAUACUUGUCAUAUAUAUGUAUAUAUGUUCACUUUAUCUAAUUAAAAUACAUAUUCUAUUUAAUAUUUAA
Messenger RNA from Aphis gossypii (cotton aphid), 1051 nucleotides. RefSeq names its product glutathione S-transferase. Bases 264 to 875 code for a protein of 203 amino acids. The record is from RefSeq and is a predicted model, not a curated record. The transcript has 4 exons. Lineage: Eukaryota; Metazoa; Arthropoda; Insecta; Hemiptera; Aphididae. Gene Ontology annotation, biological process: glutathione metabolic process. Gene Ontology annotation, molecular function: glutathione transferase activity.